ACCACCUUUGGCCGGUGCGUCUUCGCUGCGCUCCCUGGGUCUCGCUUGGCUGGUCCUCUGCCUCCUCCGGGGGCCGGGCAAUGGGCGGGGAAGGGGACGGGCCGUUUAAAAAGAGGCCAGCGCGGGGCCGGACAGCCUCUGCCGGCGCUGAGGUGUCCGCUCAUCCCGGCCACGGCGGAGUAGGCGCCGCGGGGCCUCAUUGCGUGCUGCUGUCCGGACCCCAGAGGUUUGUCAAAGACUUUUGACCCAGAAAUCAACAAGAGCUGCUCCAAACUAGGAGGUAAGAAGUGCAUUCAAGCUGCUCAAGAAAGCUGGAAGUGAGAAGAUAAUUACAGACUGUUUACACUGAGGAACGAAGAGCUACUGUGUCUAUCCAUCAACCUGAUUAUCUGCUUAGGGAAGCGGAACCAUUUGUCUCCGGAAAUGUCUUUGGAAAGUAAAGAGCAACAUGACCUUUCACCCAGGGACUCAGCUGAAGGAAAUGACAGUCUUCCAUCUGGUGUCCUUCUGAAGCCUCAAAAGGAAUCAAGUACUGACUUGAAGCAAUUUGAGACCAAUGAUCGACGCAGUUCUUAUCCUAGGAUCCAUAUGGAGCCUCAGGAGAAAUCACAUACUAACAUCAAGCAGUUUGUCAUCAAAAAGCUACAGAAGAGUUGCCAGUGUAGCCCAACCAAAGUUAAAAAUAUGAUUUUUGAUUUCCUUCCUGUUUUGCGAUGGCUCCCAAAAUAUGAUCUAAAGAAGAACAUUCUAGGAGAUGUGAUGUCUGGCUUGAUUGUGGGCAUCUUAUUGGUGCCCCAGUCCAUUGCUUAUUCCCUUUUGGCUGGCCAAGAACCUAUUUAUGGACUGUAUACAUCUUUUUUUGCCAGCAUCAUUUAUUUCAUAUUUGGUACCUCCCAUCACAUCUCUGUGGGCAUUUUUGGUGUACUGUGCCUUAUGAUUGGUGAGGUAGUUGACCGAGAAGUACACAAAGCUGGCUCUGAUAUUGCUCCUUCUUUAGAAAUUAUUUUAAAUAGGAGCACACUAGUAAACCAGACAUUAGACAGGGUAUGUGAUAAAAGUUGCUAUGCAAUUAAAGUUGGCAGCACUGUAACCUUUAUGGCUGGAGUUUAUCAGGUUGCAAUGGGCUUCUUUCAAGUGGGCUUCGUUUCUGUCUACCUCUCCGAUGCCUUGCUGAGUGGAUUUGUCACUGGUGCCUCCUUCACUAUUCUUACAUCUCAGGCCAAAUAUCUUCUUGGGCUCAGCCUUCCUCGGAGUAGUGGCGUGGGCUCAUUUAUCACUACCUGGAUUCAUAUCUUCAGAAACAUCCAUAAGACCAAUCUCUGUGAUCUCAUCACCAGCCUUUUGUGCCUUUUGGUCCUUCUGCCAACCAAAGAACUCAAUGAGCGCUUCAAGUCCAAACUCAAGGCACCAAUUCCUACCGAACUAAUUGUUGUCGUGGCGGCCACUUUAGCCUCUCAUUAUGGAAAACUAAAUGAGAAUUACAAUUCUAGUAUAGCUGGACAUAUUCCCACUGGGUUUAUGCCACCGCAAGCACCAGAUUGGAGCCUAAUUCCUAGUGUGGCAGUAGAUGCAAUAGCUAUUUCUAUCAUUGGUUUUGCUAUAACUGUAUCACUUUCUGAGAUGUUUGCCAAGAAACAUGGUUACACGGUCAGAGCAAAUCAGGAAAUGUAUGCCAUUGGCUUUUGCAAUAUUAUCCCUUCCUUCUUCCACUGCAUUACUACUAGCGCUGCUCUUGCAAAGACAUUGGUUAAAGAAUCAACAGGUUGCCAAACUCAGCUUUCUGCUGUGGUGACAGCCCUUGUUCUUUUGUUGGUUUUACUGAUAAUUGCACCUUUAUUCUAUUCCCUUCAGAAAUGUGUCCUUGGUGUGAUCACUAUUGUAAAUCUUCGGGGAGCCCUUUGUAAAUUUAGAGAUGUUCCCAAGAUGUGGAGGGUUAGCAGAAUGGAUACAGUUAUAUGGUUUGUUACUAUGCUGUCCUCUGCAUUGAUAAGCACUGAAAUAGGCCUGCUUGUUGGAGUUUGUUUUUCUAUGUUUUGUGUCAUCCUCCGCACCCAGAAGCCAAAGAUUUCAUUGCUUGGUUUGGUGGAAGAGACUGAAAUCUUUGAAUCCAUAUCUGCUUACAAGAACCUUCAGACUAAGCCAGGCAUUAAGAUUUUCCGCUUUGUAGCUCCGCUGUACUACAUAAACAAAGAAUGCUUCAGAUCUGCUUUAUACAAAAAAACUCUAAACCCAGUCUUGGUAAAGGCAGCUCAGAAGAAGGCAGCAAAGAUAAAGCUCAAAGAGGAAACGGUGACUCUCGGUGGAAUCCAGGAUGAAGUUUCAAUGCAACUUUCCCAUGAUCCUUUGGAGCUGCAUACUAUAGUGAUUGACUGCAGUACAAUACAAUUUUUAGAUACAGCAGGGAUCCAUACACUGAAGGAAGUUCGCAGAGAUUAUGAAGCCAUUGGUAUCCAAGUUCUGCUGGCUCAGUGCAAUCCUUCUGUGAGGGAUUCUUUGGCCAGAGGAGAAUAUUCCAAAAAGGAAGAAGAAAACCUUCUUUUCUAUAGUGUGUACGAAGCAGUGGCUUUUGCAGUAGAAUCUCAAAAGCAGAAAGGAAUAUGUGUUCUCAAUGGUCUGAGUCUGUCCGGUGAUUGAGAAAGUAGUUGAAAGGAAGAAUGUCAAGCCAAUAGGUUAAGAUUUUAAGUGUGCAACAUUUUCCAAUAAUUUCAAGUUGCACACUUGAAAUUAUUCUUCCUUUGAAGUUUAUGGCCUUUGUAUAUUCUCAAAUGCAGCAGAGCUUAUUGUUGGGCAAAGUUAAAAAGAAGAAAAUGUUGUAGUUUCAAGCUUUCAUACAGAUAUGAAGUAUUUGGGGGAUGCAAUAAAUAUCUACUGAAUUAAAGAGUACAGUAGUCCCAAGACUAUUACCACCUUGUUUUAGGGGCUAUACAUUUGGACUCUUUCUCCUCCAGGCAGAAAAGGAGUGAAGUUGGGAUUUGCAUUAGAAAUAUUUGUGCCUUUGUAUGGCUCUGUAGACAGAAAGGAGAAGAAGUCAGGGAGAGUGUUGAACCUGCCCUUGAACGAGCAGCAUAAGGGGCUUGUGAAGCAUGAGGUCCUAACUAGACAAGCUCGUUCUUGUGCUUCUCUAUUCCCAGUCUUUGUUCCCCAGAUAGCAGUAGGAUCUCUGGAUUUCAGUAGGAGAGAACCAGUCCUAUCCUUAAGGCAGGGAACUGUAGGCACAGUCUCAUUAGGAGUCUGAUGGCCAGCAGGUUUGUGACAUACUAACAUUUUACAGAAUAACCUUGGUAAUAUAUUUAAUGUUUUAGUCAUAGCUUUUUGUUUAAGGUCAGUAGUUCAGCAAAGAGUUUGUCAAAAUUAGAAAUGUUCUGCAUUGGGAAUUCUCUUUUCUGUGGUCUUUAUCUGACCAUUUAUCUACCAUUAAGCUCUGUUUCAGCAUUAAGUUAUCCUAGUGUGUUUUCCCAUGGAAUCUGUCCUAAGCUGGCAUUUCUGAAUAUCAGUUUCAGUCAUGUCAGAUAAAGCAGGAGCUGAUUUUGCCUUUUCUAAAGUAUUUUAAUUUGCUACUGGCGACUGAAUCUAAGAGUUCUUAAUGACUGAGCCACAUUCCCAGCUCUUUUUUUUUUUUUUUUUCUCUUUUUGGAUACAGGGUCUCACUGUGUUGCUAAGGCUGGCCUGGAACUUGUGAUCUUUCUGCCUCAGCCUCCUGAGUCACUGGGAUUAUAGGCAUACACCACCAUUCCUGGCCUUACAGUAUUUUAAAUGAGCUUUGGGCAGACCGUCAAGGACAGAUGGCAAAAAAGAAUGGCUGACAGUUUCCCUUAAGAAUUAGUUUAUUUGGCAGUAAAUUUUAUAUCCCUCCCCCCUCAUAUCAUUUUAGCAAGGGUCUGCUGGGGACUAGAUAGUCUUUCUUAAAUAUAAGCUGCUGCUCUGGAAAAGAAUGCACAAGAGUGGCAAGAGUGCUUCCAAAAGGACAUCAAUAAUUAAUUUGUAUAUGUUUUAGUGAAAACAGUGCUGGUGCUUACUGCCAUAGAUGUCUGUUGAUGUACAGUAAAUAUUGAUGACAGUGACAGCUUUUAACUCAAGUCGCCUAAAACUAUUACACAAAAUAAUUUAGAAGCACAUUUGUAAAAACCCAAGUAUGGAUGUAUUGUUUCUGAUCAUUGGCCACAAGUUGCGAGUUGAGAAAUGGUUUCUUUAGAAAAUCAAGAAUAUCUGACAUUGAAAGCUUAUAAUUCUAUAUCUGGACCUUCAAAGGCAAGAAAAAAGCAGGUUCUCCAAAGUUAGGAAUAGGGGAUUAAUUUAUGUGAGAUUUAAACAUUUAGCCAAGUCUUUUAAAAGAAGUGCAAAAUAAUUUUUUUAGCCUGCUUCUAUGUUCUAAAUAAUUUUAGAUAUUAUAAUCAAGCCUUAUAUACAGGGCUCCUAUUGAGGUGGGAUGCUUUUAAACAUACUAUAUUUGUACUUACUUGACACAUACAUAUAUAUAUUUUCUUUCUUUUUUUUUUUUUUUUUUUGGUAUUUCUGUUUGCUCCAUAAACUGCCAGUGUUGCUUGUCUAUUAUAGGACUCUCCCAUUUGUUUACAUGGAAAAAUACCUUUCCAUUAUCUUGACAGAGCAGUUUCUGAGUACAAAGUCUAGAUUUCUAUCUUCUAGGUGAUUAAUGUUAUGAUUAGAUGUAAUGUUCUGAAUUUUGACAUCCUUUUAGAACUUUUGCUCCCUGAUGUUUGCCCUUUCUAUCCAGCCUUAUGAAUAAUAAUUGUCAAAACCCGUGUCUUGGUCAAUUGCUUUUUGUCCCUUCUUGUCCCUUCCCCAAGCCAGGUUUGAAUUGAGAAUAUUAUAGAUGUCAAACACUCUGACAGAGUAAUGAGUACAUGUUUACAACAACUCUAUAAUCCAGUACCAGCAUAGCCAAAGAAUUUCAUUUUGGUCAGAAUCUGGAAAAUUUCUUAGGAUGAAUGACAUUGUUUGUGCAUUGCCUAAACUUUUACCAAUGUGGAUAUGAACAGUUUGGGAUCUUUAAAUAAGCAGUGAGCAUUAUUCUUGAAUAAUGUUCUGAUUUGCACCUGUCCUACCAAGAUAAAUAAGAGUAAACAAGAGAUUCUGCUUUUAGUAGGCAAUUAUAAGGAUAUUUUAAGAUUUCACUGGAGUUGUUUCAUUCUUUACUUGGACUUGAGGUCUAUGUAAACUUAAAAAUUUUUAACAUCUCUUUGGAACCAAAGGCUAAUUUGCCAUCGUCACUACAACCAAAAACUAGUGUGUGUGUGUGUGUGUAUUUUUUGUUUUGUUUUGUACUGGGGAUUGAACCCGGGGGUUCUAUCGCUGACCUACAUCCCCAGCCCUUUUUAUUUUAAAGACAGUUUUUACUACCAUCCUGGCUGCUUUUUGAUAUUUUUAAAAUUGCUUUGAUACAAAAUUAUUUUGCUUAUUCUAAAUGUGAGAGUCUAAGUGAAGCAUUUUCUUGUUACUUAUUGAUAAAUAUAUAAACUCUAUCUAAAUGGUUAUCAUUUCAUUGAACUAUAGACUGUGCAUACAAUUUGGAUAGUUAAAACUCUUAUAACCUGAUUUUUAAAAUUUGUUACAACAGAAGGGUAGAGUCUGUCAAUGCAGGAAUAGACAUAUGUGCAAGGAAAACAAUGCAGGGAAUAAUCACUGAAGAGACUGACCUAUAAAGGGAGACAAGGAAGGGACCCAAUUGAACAGAAUCCAAUUCCUGGUAAACUCCACACAAUAGUGGAUUAGGAUUAGGUAGCACACCUCUGAGAGCAAGGUCAGAACUGGUUUCUGUUUUCAGAAGGGAAUAGUCAGAUUCACCAAAGCUGAAAGAGCUGGUUUGAACUAUUCUAGAGCACUGUCUUCCCUCUAAACUAUGUGACUCCAGUAUUCUAUGUGAUUCUGAUAUGGUAAUAAGAUUGACAUGUCUAAUUGAUCUUUUUAAAGUAGAACAAAAAGAAAAGGAGGGUUUUGUUUGUUUGUUUGUUUGUACUGGGAAUUGAACCUAUGGAUGCUUAACUACUGAGCCACAUCCCCAGCCCUUUUUUUGAGAGGGUUUCUCAAAAAAGAAAAGAAAAAAAAAAAAAGUUGCUUAGGGCCUCACUAAGUUGCUGAGGCUGGCUUUAAACUUGCAGUCUUCCUGCUUCAGGCUGCUGACUUGCUGGGAUUACAGAUGUGUCCCAUUAUGCCUGGCAAGGUGUUUUUGAUUGACAGUUGGCUUAGCUUUUAAAUGAUAGAGACAUUGAUUAUAAAAAUUUAUUGUUAGAUUUAUAAUAUGGUAAACAGUGAACUUUAAAAAUGUAUGGAAUUGUUGUGCAUUAUUAGACUUAUAAUAUUAAUGGCUACAUUUUAAUAAGAAAAAUAAUUCUGUGCAGGGGUAUUCUCUUAGUAAUUUGUUAUUGAAGAACACACUGUCAACUGGGUGGGUGGCACAUCUAGUAAUCCCAGGUUAGGAGGCUUUGGCAGGAGGAUCUCAAAUUUAAGGCGAGCCUUGAAAACUUAGACCCUGUCUCAAAAAUACAAAGGACUAGGGAUAUGGCUCAGUGGUAAAAUACUCCAAGAUUCAAUCCUCCAUACCAAAUAAGAAAACUACCAUAUUGUCAGGCUUAGCCCUGAUCUUAAAAGUAAGAAAAGGGAUGAAGUGCAUUUCUUGGGAACUUAAAUUCAGUCUCCAAGUUACAGUGAUAAACUCACGUUCUGUGACCCUUCUUAAUGAAUUGUUUUCCUCUAUGUGUUGUUAGAGUUGGACUGUGGGUUCUCUUUACCUUAAUGUAGACAUUACCUUGUAUAUUUGAGGACCUACCCAGGAGUCAGGGACCCUGGGCCAGGUACUGGUACUAUGGUACUCAAUAAAUAACACACUGGGGGGCUGGGAAUGUGGCUCAAGCGGUAGCGCGCUCCUGGCAUAUGUGCGGCCUGGGUUCGAUCCUCAGCACCACAUACAAACAAAGAUGUUGUGUCCGCCGAAAACUAAAAAAAUAAAUAAAUAAUAAAAUUCUCUCUCAAUCAAUCAAUCACUAACUGGGACCCUUAGGGGAUGUGCUUUGUAGAAGAGUGUUGAGUUGAAGCUUGACUGAGAGUUGAGCAGGAGCCAGUGAUACCCCUGGUUUAUUCAAAGGAAGAUUCCACAGGGAAAUGGUAAAAAUCCAGUUGAUAGGAAUUAGAUUUUGCUCAAUUUUUCUGUUCUUUAGUGGGCCCCCCCCCCUUGUUUUUUAUUCUAGUGAUGCCUUAUUUAAAACUGGGCUUAAAAACUGAAAAAAAGGAUGAAAUGGGAACUAGAACACUUAAGCUUUGAACUAAUUUGCCCCCCACCCCUUUUUGGUGGUGGUGGGGAGAGAAGGUAACCAGGGAUUGAACCUAGUGGCACUUAAACACUAAGCCACACAUCCCUAUCCCUUUUUAUUUGUUUUGAGACAGGGUCUUGCUGAGUUGCUUAGGGCCUCACUAAAUUGCUGAGGCUGGCUUUGAACUUGGGAUCUUCCUGCUUUAGCCUCCCUAGCUGUUAAGAUUACAGGUUUGUGCCACCACACCCCUCCCCCACUUUUGCAGAAAGAUUUUAGAUUGCCAUGAAUUACAAUAAUAAAAGGUAGAUGGAAUAGGACAAAAUAACAAACCAGCUGGUUUGUUGUUAUAGCCUAUAUAUCUGUAGAUGGACACAAUACCUUUUUAUUUUACUUAUAUGGUGCUAAGGAUCGAACCCAGGGCCUCAGACAUGAGAGAGGAGUGCCGUAACGCUCAGCCCCAGCCACCCAGCCCAAUUUUCAAGGUUAAAAAAAGAAAAUAAGUAACUUAGAAAUGGAGAAUUUAGAUGUAGGAGUGAGGAAGAUUUAUUUUUAUAAAUAUUUUUAUCCUAAUAAACAAUUUUUAAUUUGCAACUCAGUUUUAAAGGAAACAUGUUAAGUAUUGUUAAGAAAGUAAACAUUACACUAAACAUUCUUCAGUGUGUAUGUCUUUAUUUUUUUUUAAACUUUGUGUAAAAUAGAAGAAUAUUGAAUUAUGAAGACUGAAUCACGAAGAACACCACCAAAUGUCUUUUUAAAAUUAGAGAUGCUGUUUGUAAGUCUGUGCUAGAAUGGGUUUUUACCUUAAGUUUUAAUGAACUUAUUUGGGGAAUUCUCUCUUCCUUAUCCAAUACCCCAUCCCUCAAAUGAGAUACCUGGAAUCAAAUAGCUCUUGCCUUUUCAAUGCAAAUCAAUUGGAAAAUUAUGAUUUGAGUCCUGAUGUUGCCAUGGCUUCUGUUUCUCAGAAAUGUGUAUGUGAAAAUACCAAAAUGGGCUACCUUUGCAACUUUUGUAUGCAAAUCAAGACAAUAUCAAUUUAACAGGUGAAUGAACUCCAUCUUGUCUAUUCUCCAAAAAAAGUAUACUGUCUUUUCCCCCUUUAAUUAUAUUAAGACUGAUGACUUUUAGGAAUAUGUUUAUACUACAUAUUUUUAAUUGAAGUGAGUGCCUUGAUGUUAUUCCUCAUAAGUCAUUGUUUAAUCCCCUUAUGGGACAAGGAUGAGUCAAUAAUGUAUUAUAGCCUAUUGGAAAGGAGGGGAGUUGGUUAAUAGAAAGGUCUUUUUCUGCUGGAA
Marmota monax (woodchuck) is the source of this 8554-nucleotide messenger RNA. It is a transcript of the gene Slc26a2, whose product is annotated as solute carrier family 26 member 2. Gene Ontology annotation, molecular function: chloride transmembrane transporter activity; oxalate transmembrane transporter activity; sulfate transmembrane transporter activity. Gene Ontology annotation, biological process: transmembrane transport. Gene Ontology annotation, cellular component: membrane. The record is from RefSeq and is a predicted model, not a curated record. Bases 424 to 2634 code for a protein of 736 amino acids. The transcript has 4 exons. Lineage: Eukaryota; Metazoa; Chordata; Mammalia; Rodentia; Sciuridae.